AUGGCAUCUGGUGGGUUUGUUGACUUCUUUCGGAAGCAAAAACUCUCCGGUGAACUCUUGAAGAAGUUGGAGACAACAUACCUAACUGUCAAUGCAGUGCUUGAAGACACGGAGGAAUUGCAAGUUACAAAGCCUGCUGUGAGAAGGUGGCUUGAUGAGCUGAAAGAUGCAGUCUAUGAUGCAGAGCACGUCUUGGAUGAGAUUGCUACUCAAGCCUUGCAAAGCGAGUUGGACGCUGAAUUUCAAACCACUGCAAGUAAGGUACAAAAGUCCAUCUUUGCUUUUCGUAAUUCUUUUGUUGAAGAAAUAAAGCCAAUGAUACAAAAGAUAGUUGGCAGGCUAGAAUCUCUAGCACGGCAAAAGAAAACAAUAGGUCUAACAGAAGGUGGUGGAGGGAAAUCAUCUGAAAUAUUUGCCACGUCUUCUUUGGUUGAAGAAUCUGAUAUUUGUGGUAGAAAUGAUGAAAAGGAUGCAAUAAUUAACUUGUUGCUCUCAAACGAGGCACGUGGCAAUGAGAUGAGUGUGAUUGCUAUAGUGGGCAUGGGAGGGAUUGGCAAAACCACUCUUGCUCAGCUUCUAUACAAUGACAAAAGGGUGAAGGAGUACUUUGACCUUGAUGCAUGGGUUUAUGUUUCCAAAGAAGUUGACGUGACCAAGGUAGCAAAAAAAAUUAUGAAUGGGUUAUCCUUGUCAACCCAUGAUAUUAUGAGUCAAAACCAAAAAACCCAUGAUAUUAUGAUUCAAAACCAAAUCCAUGAUGCUAUGAGUCUAAACCAACUCCAACUUGCACUCAAGAAGAAAUUGACAGCGAAGAAAUUUUUAAUAGUUUUAGAUGAUGUUUGGAAUGAGAAUUAUUUUAAUUGGGAGGACUUAAGUAAACCUUUAAAAUCUGGGGCACGAGGAAGUAAGGUCAUCGUAACGACACGUGAUCACGAAGUUGCAUUAGUUAUGCGUGCUAGUUCAACUCAUCCUCUAAAGAAGUUACGAGAAGAAGAUUGUAGGUCAUUAUUUACAAAACAUGCUUUCUAUGAUGGUAACCCUAAUGCACAUCCACAACUAGAAGAGUUAGGUAGACAAAUUGUUGAAAAAUGUGAUGGCCUUCCUUUAGCAAUAAAAGCAAUUGGAGAUCUCUUGAGGUAUAAAUUGGAUGUUGAUGAAUGGAAUAAGAUAUUGAAGAGUGACUUAUGGGAUUCGCCAAUUGACAGGACAAAAAUUCUUCCUGCUCUAAGAUUAAGCUACAAGUAUCUCCCAUCACAUCUAAAGCGAUGCUUUGCUUAUUGUUCAAUAUUUCCAAAGGGUUAUAUUUUCAAAAAAAACAAGUUAGUCUUAUUAUGGAUGGCAGAAGGUUUCCUAUAUGAAUCUAAAAAUAUGACAAUGGAAGAAGUUGGUGAUAAUUACUUCUCUGCUCUCGUAUCAAGAUCAUUAUUCCAACAAUCAAGUGGCAAUAAAUCACUUUUCACGAUGCAUGAUCUUGUGAACGAUUUAGCAACAUUUGUGUCUGGAAAAUUCAAUCUAAGGAUGGAGGGUGAUUAUUCUGGAGAAAAUGCGAACAAGGUUCGUCAUUUGUCAUAUGUUAGAGAAGAAUUUGAUGGCUUUAAGAAGUUUGAGGCUCUUUAUAAGACUAAGUUGUGCACUUUCUUGCCAAUAGACUUGUCUCAUAGUUACUUUUCCUACUUAACAAAAAAGGUACCACAUGAGUUAUUGCCUAUGCUAAAGUGCUUACGUGUGCUCUCUCUGGCUCUUUACUACAAUAUGACUGAAUUGCCAGAUUCAAUUGGCAAACUUACACACCUGCGUUACUUGGAUCUCUCUUCCACUAGAGUUCAAGAAUUGCCUGAUUCCAUAUGUAAGUUGUGCAAUUUACAAACAUUAAUUUUGUCACAAUGUGGAAUGCUUAUUGCAUUGCCAAGCGAUAUGUGGAAACUCGUUAGUUUACGUCAUCUUGAUAUUACUGAUACUAGAAUAAAAGAGAUGCCAAUACAAUUGGGUAGAUUAAAAUGCCUACAGACGUUGACUAAAUUUAUCGUUGGCAAAGGGAGUGGGUCGUGCAUUAGAGAGUUGGAAAAACUUAUAAAUCUUCGGGGAUCGCUUUCUAUAUUGAAGCUCCAAAAUGUUGAAUCUUCUAUUGAUGCUCUAGAUGCAAGCUUGGAGAAUAAAAAGUACCUUGAAGAGUUGGUAUUAGAAUGGGAAAAUAAUGAUAAUUUUUCAGAAAGUCAGAAAAUUAUACUUGAUAGUCUCCGGCCCCAUACAAACUUGAAAAGCCUCGCUAUCAAAUACUAUUGUGGUAGAAGUCUUUCAGAUUGGAUAGGGCUUCCUUCAUUCUCUAAACUAGCGUAUCUUCGUCUACAAAACUGUUAUUAUUGCAGUAGCUUGCCAUCCCUUGGACAGUUACCCUCUUUGCAGAACCUCUCUAUUGUUGGGUUUAAUGAAGUUGUUAGAGUGGGUUCUGAGUUUUGUGGCAGCGGCGGUUCUUCUUCAGUUAACUCAUUUGGUGCCUUGAAAGUUCUAAAAUUCGAGGGUAUGGCAAAGUGGGAGGAAUGGGUUUUUUUUGGUGCUGAAAAUGGAGGUGUAGCUUUUUCUCAACUAGAAGAGCUUUAUAUCGAGGAUUGCCCAAAGCUAAAAGGAGGAUUGCCCGUCCAUCUUCCUUCUUUAACCAAACUUCAGAUUUGUUAUUGUCGGGGGCUGGUGGCUCCACUCCCAAAGACUCCUGCUAUUUGUGAAAUGCAACUAAGAAAUUGUAAUGGGAUACAGUUUGUGGAAUUGCCAACCGGAAUGCAAAUGCUCGGAAUUGAAGGAUUUUCCCUACGAGAGGGAAUAAUAGACUCCAAUUGCUGUCUUCAAGGGUUAGUAGUCCAUGGUUGUUCAUUUAAUUCCCUUUUUAUGGAUGGCCUUCCCUCUACAUUAGAAACCCUCGACAUAUCGAGCUGUUCCUCACCUGUGUCGAUAGACUCCAACAGCUGUCUUCAAAACUUAUCAAUCGCUUGCUGUCAUUCACUUGAGGGUAGUUUUCCCUCUACAUUGAAAACCCUUCAGGUUUACAAUUCCCAGACGCUCGAGCUCCCAACGCACCUGCACUAUUCAUCCCUUGAAACAUUGUCGUUGACCACUUUUUUUACUCCCGAUUCCUUUCCAUUAGAUUUAUUCCCAAAGCUUUAUCAACUCAAUUUGUGGCGGUGUGACAAUCUGAAAUCUCUUACGGUUCCAGAAAAUUAUGAACAUGAUUUAGUCACCUUGCAGAUUAAUAGUUGCAAUCGUUUUGUGUCAUUUCCAAACGGAGGAUUGCGUGCCCCCAGCCUUACAUCGCUUUCGAUCAUAGAUUGUCGGAGUCUGAGAUCGCUUCCUGAGAAAAUGGGCACGCUCCUUCCGUCUCUUGAGGUAUUGCUUGUAAGUCAAUGUCCAAAAAUUGAGUCUCUUCCUGAAGGGGGCUUGCCUUCCAAUCUGAAUUCAAUUGAGAUCGAUCGUUGUGACAAACUCAUUGCGAGUUGGAUGGGAUGGGGUUUGCAGAACCUCCCCAUUCUUAAAGAUUUGUCAAUCGGUGGAACAAGACAUGACGAUGCGGAGUCCUUCCUAGGGGCACGGUUGCUCCCCACCACUCUCACCUAUCUUUCCAUUGCCGACUUUCCAAAUUUGACAUCUUUCAAGGAGUUUCAACACCUUCGUGCUCUUCAAGUCCUGAAGAUUUCUAACUGUCCUAAGCUCAAGCACAUGCCAGACAAGAAGGAGUUACCUGCCUCUCUUUCUAUUCUAAAAAUCUCCGGCUGUCCUUUGUUGACAAAAAAAUGGCAAGGUAAAAGAAAAGGAAAAGAAUGGCGCAAGAUUGCUCAUGUUGAACAGAAAUGGAUUGAUUACCGUUUGAUUAUUGAAUAAGCCAAAGUCGAACAGCAAGGGUCCCCAGUUUCGAUACAUUUCAGCGUUUGCAGCUAUCUAGGAUGCUCUGUCCACUUGUUAAUUCUUCAUUUACUUCACUAUUCCGGACAUAAGCAGUUGAGUCAUUUAACAACCCAGAAUGAUCGAGAACUCCAUUGAGAAUUG
This is a messenger RNA of Corylus avellana, 4032 nucleotides long. Lineage: Eukaryota; Viridiplantae; Streptophyta; Magnoliopsida; Fagales; Betulaceae. The record is from RefSeq and is a predicted model, not a curated record.